Molecule: messenger RNA, 546 nt
Organism: Fonsecaea erecta
Lineage: Eukaryota; Fungi; Ascomycota; Eurotiomycetes; Chaetothyriales; Herpotrichiellaceae
Exons: 2
Coding region: 1-546 (181 amino acids)
Source: RefSeq, a predicted model, not a curated record
AUGAACGUGAGCACCGCCAGGAAGGCGAUCUUGUACGAGUUGGGGGCCCCCGUACGCCUCCUGUUCCUGUCCAUGAUCGACCCCGAGAGCAGGGACCUGAAGAUGAACAUACACCUGGCCCCGUACACGGACCUGUUCACGCACCGGGCGUGGUUCAACACGUCCAUGUUCCCGUCCUGGGACAAGACCUGGUUCGAGAAGUGCAACGCCUGCACCGACUUCGUGGAGGACGGGUCCCACCGCUUCCCCAGGCUAUGGUACGAGCACAUGGACGGCUUCGAUGACGAGUUGUCGGUCCUGUACCUCCGGCGGCACGACAACAACAUGACCAGCAGGAUAAUGGAGAUGAACGGGACGUUGAUCGCGGACCUGCCCAGCGGCGCGUACACGUGGCUGGGGUCGGAGUUGGAGACGAGCAUGAGCAUGAAGAUGUUCAGGACCAACCCCGGCAACGAAAACCCGUACAUGAACAUGAGGAUGCCCACGACCGUCAUGACCGCCAAGAGCGUGCAUUUGACAGCGCACAGGGCCGAGGGCAUACGGUGA